This is a messenger RNA of Megalops cyprinoides (Indo-Pacific tarpon), 4195 nucleotides long. RefSeq names its product podocalyxin-like (gene podxl). NCBI's taxonomy places the organism in Eukaryota, Metazoa, Chordata, Actinopteri, Elopiformes, Megalopidae. Gene Ontology annotation, cellular component: apical plasma membrane; microvillus membrane. The record is from RefSeq and is a predicted model, not a curated record. The transcript has 8 exons. Bases 513 to 1856 code for a protein of 447 amino acids. Gene Ontology annotation, biological process: positive regulation of cell-cell adhesion mediated by integrin; negative regulation of cell-cell adhesion; cell migration.
GAAUUGUUCUCGAUUGGAUCUCCUCUCGCUGUAGGCGCCUCUUGACAUUCUGCAGACAUGUGGGCAGUGCCACGCCAGUGCCGCGCGAGCAGCUGGACAUUUGAAAAAGGCGUCUGGUGUGCGCACACGGGCUUGCGCUGCUCCCAACACAAGAACGACCGCAGCCUCGCAGUAGCAGUCCACGCAUGAAUAGCGCCAGGGACAGAGCCAGCGACAGCGGCGAACAUUCAUCGCAGCCAAGGAAACCUGGAAAAAACGCUCCUCAGAUCCCCGAGCCGGAGAGGGGAGCGAAGAGAGGAUAGGCGCAAACAAAAGCAUUCUUGGCUCUGAGAAAAAAAAAGAAAGAAAAAAAAAAACUUUGGGACAAAAUUAUUUACUUCAAAUACAAAUACAGGAGGUACGCAAGACGGACUGAAUUGUAUCUGGUAUCGCUGCCUCAUCAGCAAGUGUAGUAGCAUUUUGAGUUUACCACCCCAGACAGACGGUGAUACAAACUGAAUUAUUUCGGGGGAAUGGAAAGACAGAAAGACAACAACAUGCGUGUCAUCUGUGUAGUUCUUUUGCUCGGAAUUUUUUGUCACCGUGCCGUUUCAAGCUUGGACAAGACCAUCCCCACUGUAUCAAUUACAACAAGUGAGGCAAAAGCUGCAGCACCCACUGUCAGCACCGCUGCAAAACCUGUCACUACCACAACUGUAGCUGUGACCACUGCCACCACCACUGUUGCCGCCACUGCCGUGGUGGCCACCUUGACCACUGCGGCCUCGACCACUGCGGCCUCGACCACUGCCGCCGUGACCACUGCCACCCCGACUGCUAAAUCACUCGACUCCACAACUAAAAAAGUCGAGCCCUUGACCAGUGACUCAACUGCUCAUAUCACAACCCCGGUCCCAUCUUCUUCUACUGCUGGUACCACGCCAACAAGUACAAGACCCCCUGAGCCCUCUUCUGCAGCUCGUCGAGGCAACUCUGAUGCCAGCCUGACUAAACCGACCACAGACCCCUCCGGCACGGCAAGGGAGACCACUCCAGGGAAAUUCACACAUCAAGACUCUAUCACCACCCCUAACCUGAAAGCUGAAACUACCACAGAUUCAUCGCAUCCUGGUCGUCUGUCAUCCCAGACAUCAGUGCCCACAAAAACACCAAAUCCCGAAACAGAGACGCAAACCUCACCUCCGGGCUCCCAGAGCCGCACAGCAUCAAAGGCGAAUGAAGCCACCACAGCCACUAACAAGAUCUCAGCUGUGGCUGUGACUACAAAGACAGCCGUGACCACAACCACAACCAUAAUCCCAACUACAACCACGACUACAACCACGGCCAUGUCAGCAGCCGUAUAUAUGUACAUCUAUAACAAGACUGACCAAAAGGAGGACACCAAGCACGAGCGUGCAAUUUGCCAGAAGCUGAUAAGGGACAGCCAGGAGGAGAAGUGCGAGCUGAAAAUAAGGACUAAGAAUGGGAAGAAGGUUUUCGAAGGUGCGACCAUCCAAGUUAGCGGUGAACUCCUGAACAAAUAUUACAAUGAACUACAGAGCACAUCUGACAACACCACCCUGGUCGCCAUCCUGUGCUCCUGCGCCGCCCUGCUGGCCAUGAUCAUCGGCCUCACCAUCUACGCCAUGUGUCACCGCAGAUCUUACAGGAAGGACCAGCAACACCUGACAGAGGAGCUGCAGACGGUGGAGAACGGCUACCACGACAACCCCACCCUGGAGGUGACCGAGGUGCAGCCGGAGAUGCAGGAGAAGAAGGCCACCCUGAUCGGGGAGUUCAACGACAGCUGGAUCGUCCCCAUCGACAACCUGGCCAAAGACGACAUACCUGACGAGGAAGACACCCACCUGUAAGGCCAACCCCCCCCUCACCUGGCCCUCCCCCUACCCUUACCCGAUCCCGCUGCGGGAAUGGUGCAAAAGAAACUCCACCAAACCAGCCGUCAUGAACCACGGCCGUCACCACGGGAACACCGCACCACCAAGCCGGCAGAGGCCACACCGAUUACCGUGGUGCCUCGUUGUAUCCGACACUGACCUUUUGGGAACCAAAAUGUGGGAUUAUUUCAAUCGUGAUGUGUCUAACUCUCACCAUCAAGCAAAAAUCUUAAAUAGCCAUCUUAAAUCUUAAAAAGCAAACUAACUACCACCUCUGCCUUUAAUUUUUUUUUUUUAACUGAGUGUUGUUACAGUUUUAAACUUGAACUGUAACAGCAGCCUCCAGUCACAAGAUGCUUGCAGCCCGCAUCAUGUGAUCCAGUGCAGGUCAUGUGAUUCCAAUCUGCAACAACUGGAUGUACAGUACAUCGUUUUUAAUGUAAAAUAGCACAUGCACAAUGAUAUAUUUUAUCAAUAUAUAAAAGCACAUGCAUGCGAUAUAUUUUACCGGUCUGAAUAUUCUGUAAGGCAAUCAAAUUCAGAAAUGUCUGAAGAAGAAAUACUAAAUCCCUUCAAAAAAUCAAAACCCCUCCCUGUAGAUUGUCUGCGAAAGCCCAGCUCAGACCAGAAGAAGGUGCCUUAGUCAGAAUGACUCCAGCCGCUGAUGAACAGUGGUACACGGUUACUGGCCAGUCCCGUGACGAGGGUAACUGUACGCCCCACCUAUGAACUGCAGGGAGGUCUUUCGUCUUAAUGCUCCUGAGGGUAAUUGUAGUCACUCUCUGGACAGCUGUCUGCCUGCGUAAAAGGGGUGCAGAGAUAGCAUUGUACCACUAGGGGUUGAACGAAAGGGCAUCUGCAGUAUCUUAUUGCACACCUUUUUGUCUUUCUGUUAUGCCAGUGUUUUUUCUGCGUUCUCCUAAGAGCACAUCUGCUUGUUUCCAGAGUUAUACAAGGAAGUACCAUUACUACUGUGUCUCUGGUGAUGAUAUACAGAUAAACAUAGCAGCAGCACAAAAUAGAUGAGUAUUUAAACCUGAGUAUUUCUGCACCUGUAUUAUUUUCCCCACAGAAAGUGUUUUCGUUGGAGCAGCCUCCUGUAUGUAAGGAAUUACCUUUAGUGCAUUGCAAAAAGUGAAACGACUGUCACCUCAGAUGAAGAGCUACUGUAGUUCCACGUUAGACUUUGACCUCAGGAUAAAUUCAGCAACAUCCUGCAAUCUUUACCUUAUGAAAGAGUUAGCGGCAACGGUCCCAGUGUGGCCAGCGUUCGCCUCUGCAUAGACACUGUGAUGAUUCAUGGGUGUGUCUUUUCAAGCACUGCUGAUUCGUAGCUACUGGACGUGUGACAAUAGAAUAUUCAUUAACAUGUCGUGCCUGAAAAUGUUUUUUUUUAACACUUCUUGGUUUGUGUGCUGAUCUGUGAGCGUGUGGUGAGCUGCCCCUUGUUGUAGCGAAGCAGUCUCCGUCUUCAGUUUUCCCUGUGCGGGGUGGUGUUAUGAGAUCACCUUGGCUAGCAUGCAGCCUGUUGGCUACCAGGACUCCCCAUCACUCUCCCCCUAUCCCUCCCUCAGAGGACCUGAAUGUGAUACCUGCAGCCAGAGAUCUCAAAGUCUCUGGUAGGAACAUGGGGACUGGAACCAGAAGGUUGCCAUUUUAAAUCCCAGUGUGGCCCAGUGAGGCUCAGAUAAUGUAAGGGGUGGAGCACCCAGUGAGCAGAGCUUCGACCACAGCACGACUGCAUGUGCGGUCUCUCCAGCCUCUCCAACAGCACCUGGGCGCGGCUAAAGCUACUCGUGGGUCGCUGCCAGCUUCAAGGCACAAAGACAGCCCGCGUUUGAAUGGGACGUCAGGCUGCCACGGAAGACUUCAGAACAAAACGUCAUUGGAGGAAGUGCUUACCAUGUGCAUGCGCUGUGUAUCAGCCAGUCAGAACUCCAGGAGUGUCAAGUUACAUGUGCUUUCCUGCACACUUCAUUCAAGUUAUUCCAAAAACAAUGUUUCAAAUAAUCUCUUGCCAGAGAAGUCAGAGUUCCUCAUUUAGAAAGACAUGAAACCAAGCAUAUUGUGGGUGCGGUAGGUUGGGCAGUUUAACGGUGCGAGAACCGACUAGUGAUUGCCACUCAUCACCUUUACUACUGUUGUUUUAACCAUCUUUGUACAUAGCCUGUUUAGUACUGAAUUUUACCAACAAGCUUUAUAAGGGUAAAGAACGUCCCGUAUUUAUCUUUUAACAGAACACUGGGGGUCUGACACUGGAAUCUGUGCUUAUGAAUCAGUCUUGGUUCUGUGGACAGAUGUUUUAUUUUUUAUAU